UUUUACUACCAGAAGUCUCCCUCUCUUCCUCUCUCCCUCACUCUCUCUCUCUCUCUCUCUCUCUCUCUCUCUGCGCGCUCCUGCUUUCUCUCUGGUGUGGAAUGAGAAAAAUAGAAUCGAAACUGUGAGAGACGCUCCUUUAUCGUACGAUUCUAUUCCACCAUGUCUCGCACUUGCUCGCAGUGUGGCAACAACGGCCAUAACUCCCGUACAUGCAUCCACGGCGGCGGCGGCGAUGGUUCGUCUAAGGAUAACGGGAUUAUGCUGUUUGGCGUGCGACUCACUCAAGGGAACUCGUUCAGGAAGAGUGCUAGUAUGACGAAUCUGUCGCAGUAUGAAGCUCAGGCUCAGGAUUCAAACGCCGUCGACGCUGGUUAUGCCUCCGACGACGUCGUUCACGCUUCCGGACAGACGCGCGAGCGUAAGAGAGGUGUUCCCUGGACGGAGGAAGAGCACAGGCUAUUCCUGUUGGGGUUACAGAAAGUCGGGAAAGGAGAUUGGAGAGGGAUUUCCAAGAACUUCGUCAAAACUCGGACGCCAACUCAGGUGGCGAGUCAUGCUCAGAAGUACUUCCUUCGCCGCCACAACCAGAACCGAAGACGCCGGAGAUCAAGUCUCUUUGACAUUACCACCGAUACAGUAGUGAUGGAACCCUCUUUAAUGGAAGAAGAACAAAUUCACCAUGAAACGGCGAUACCGCCCACACAUCCACAGUUAUACUACAGCGGCUUACCCAGUCCAACUUUUCCGACCAAGACGAUGGCAGGAGAGAGAUCAGCGAAGCCUAUUAGGCCGAUGCCAAUCCUACCAGUCCCUCCGUCAUCGAAAAUGGCCACUCUAAAUCUGAAAGAGAAGGUUCCAAUAAGAGAUCCCCUACCAUUAUCGCUGAAGCUGCCGACAUCGCCGUCAACAUCAAAUGAGCAGUCGCAGGCAAGCAGCCAGUCAUCGCCGUCGGAUUUUCAGGCUAUGUCUGACAAGUUCAGCGGCGGUGGAGAUAGCAUAAUAAGCGUGGCUUGAAAGAAAGGGGAAUAUUAUUGACUGACCAAUGAAGCAGUAAUGGGCAAUUCAGGGACUUUGCAAAGGGCAAAGAUGAGAAUGCAAGGGUUAGAAAAUAAAACAAACAUUAGCUGGAAAAAAAGGGGUUAGGUGCUUGGAUUAAUGUAGGUGAUUAGGCCAUUAAUUAAUAUUUUCCGACUUGUACAGGUUAGAGAGAGAGAGAGAGGGGGGGGGGGGAAGAGGAGGAGGAGAUGGGUAGUCAUAUUCAGAAUUGGUCUUGGGGGAUUUUUUUUGAAUGCUUUAGAUUGGUCACUUUUCUUUUAGAAGUGGGAGAUGAAGAUGGAUGGGACUUAAGGUUAAGGUACUCUUUCUUAUGGCCAUUGGUCUGUUUAUUUAUGUUAUAUUAUAUGUAAUGGCUUCUAAACUAUCCUUGGUUUCUUGCCUAUAUGAAGAUGUCUUGUUUUA
Molecule: messenger RNA, 1461 nt
Organism: Prosopis cineraria
Lineage: Eukaryota; Viridiplantae; Streptophyta; Magnoliopsida; Fabales; Fabaceae
Product: transcription factor MYB1R1-like
Exons: 3
Coding region: 163-1017 (284 amino acids)
Biological process (GO): response to gibberellin; response to auxin; response to ethylene
Molecular function (GO): zinc ion binding; DNA binding
Source: RefSeq, a predicted model, not a curated record